UUUAAUUUAAGUGAUAUAAUUAAAAUACUUGUGUAACGUUUAAUAUAUUAAUACGCGUCAAAGUACAACGGAGUGGAGCGAGACCGCAAACGAAAAGCAAGAGAAUCGGCUACGGAGAAACAAAACGCAAAGCAAAAAAGUUUUAUUUGUGUGGCUGGUUUUUGGACUGCGAUUGCCCAUGGUCUUCAUGUACUUUGCUAGAAGAACUACAAAGCAAACAAAGAAUAAACGUUAAACCCGAAUCAGUUAAAUAGUGUGAUUUUUUUAGCCUUUCGUCUGUAAGUGAGAGGAGAAAGCUUUAAGCAAUCCCUUUAAGCAAACAUCCCGUCGCCAUUUUGAAAGUGAUUUUACAUACAUACAAAUAAAUAUACGUACAAACACAACCAUAAAAGCACAUAACAAUAAAAUAAAAAACAAUUUAAUUUCCGUAAAAAUCACAAAAUUUUUAUUAAGCUGGCAACAGUGAAAACAAGGCAACUCUUAAUAUCCAUAAAACAAAUGCAAAUUAUUUGUAAUAAUCAGUAUAACAAAAGUGGCAAAGAAAACCCCCCGCGGCUACAAAGCAAUCAAUAACUGCGACAUACAUACAGUCAUCUUCUUCACUCCCAUACUAUUGAGUACGCGAGCGAGCGGGAUAGCAGCUGCAACACAACACACACACACACAGCAACAUAACAUACAGCCGUGUGACAAAGGUUUACAAUUCAAAAGACCGGGCCGGUUUGGAUUAGCAGCUACGCGACGACGCAAAGGCAAAAAAAGAAAACAUAUUUUGCAAAAGUAGAGACGGAAAGGAGUAUAGCCUAAAAAGAGAUAAAUCAACAGACUGAUAAACAAUACAUAAAGUUAAACUAUAUAACUAUAUAUUAACUAACUCUGUACAUAUUUAAACGAGACACAAACCGAACGCAGCAGCUGGAAAAGAGAAAAACAAAAAAUAAGCAAAACAAAACGUACUACGUGAGCAGCCGCCCGUUCGUCGCUUUUACCAAGAGGUUGAGGUUGCGAUAGAGAGAAGAAGCAGAGAGCAGCAGAGAUUGAAAGAGAGAGAGAGAAUAAAAGCUGUUUUUGUGGCAUCGUCAACAACAAAAAAACCAAAGAGCAGACGACGACGACGUGAACAACAACAACAACGAAGACGGCAACGUAGCAAGUUCGAGUUUGUUAUCAACAAAUAAGAAAACAAAAAUUGAUUUUAAGUGCGUGUGAUAUUUAACGUUAAGCAUUAAUUUAGCGAAUAACCAAAAAACCAAAACAAAAAAGGCAAAAGCAGAAAUUUUAACGAGCAAAGGAAAGAGAGCGAGUGCGCUUUGAGUUAAGCUCAGUUUGAGAAUAGGAAAAAUCAAACACGGCGUUGAGCUUUGUUUUUGUUGGUAGAGAGUCCGAGGAAAGCAAGAAAUUAAUAUGACAUACUCGCACAAUAGUGUUAGAAACAACAUUAAAAUGACAACAGCAUCAGCAACAAAGUCCUCACGCUUGAAAAAGGGCUCUGCCAGUCCACCACCAUCACCAUCAUCACCACCCAACUCCUCCGUUACAUCAACAACAACAACAAUAGAGCCAACAACACCAAUAUCAUCAUCCUCGGUAAAUGCACAUUCCAACAGUAUUGCCAGCAGUACAAACUACUUCCAGCAGCAUGCUUUGAUCAUCUCCUCGCCCAUGCAGUGCACUCCCAACAAUCGCGGACUGCAGCGCACGCAGAGCCAAUCCGCAGGUGGCCAGCGUAGUCGUAAUCAGCGACAGUCGCCACAGUCCCAAAUGAAUGGUGGCAGCGUCGGCAACGGCGGCGGCGGUGGUUUCUUCUUUGCUAACAACUGCAGACGUAGCGGUGGCGGUCGUUCGCCCCAAUCGGCAACAACAACACCAAUAAUAAUGGUGCGACAAUCGCCGGCAACCAUUUUGGGCGGUGGCUUCUCGCCACUGGCAGCAGGAGGAGGAGGAGGAGCAGCAAGCGUAGGUGGUUCAGCGCGCAAGCAGCGCAGGAGUCCAACGACCACAUUCGUUGGUGUGGGCGGCAAGAUCUCGCCCCAGCACCAGCCACUCAUACCCACCGCACUGACGCAUUUUGCGGGCAGCAAGUGCUUCGAUGCACCAGCACCAACGGCUUUGCCCAAGCCACCGCAGCACUGGACAACAUUGUCCAAGUCCGAGGAGAAGUUGGUGGCCAGCAGUGCUGGUCCCGCCUUGCAGAGUUUGUUGCUUCGCGCCGGCGGAGAGCGGUGCAGUGCGUCCAAGUUGCAGCAGCUGAGUGGCAGCGCUGGCGGCGGUUACAUGGUUAAGUCAUCGAAACGCAAUCUGCUGGAUGACUUUGAUACGCACAAUCUGAAAAUGUUGUUAAAAGUGCAAUCGUAACCGAAACAAUCACAACAUCCCAACAACAAAAGGAACAUUAUGGACCCAGAUGAACCCGUCAAUGACUUGCUAAACAAAUCUAUAUAAAAAAAAUCUAAAAAAUAAAAAUUG
Messenger RNA from Drosophila busckii, 2466 nucleotides. RefSeq names its product myb-like protein X. Lineage: Eukaryota; Metazoa; Arthropoda; Insecta; Diptera; Drosophilidae. Gene Ontology annotation, cellular component: nucleus. The record is from RefSeq and is a predicted model, not a curated record. The transcript has 2 exons. Bases 1405 to 2355 code for a protein of 316 amino acids.